Molecule: messenger RNA, 1125 nt
Organism: Trachymyrmex cornetzi
Lineage: Eukaryota; Metazoa; Arthropoda; Insecta; Hymenoptera; Formicidae
Gene: lin-52
Product: DREAM core complex component lin-52
Exons: 4
Coding region: 49-387 (112 amino acids)
Biological process (GO): regulation of DNA-templated transcription
Cellular component (GO): DRM complex
Source: RefSeq, a predicted model, not a curated record
CCUUCGGAAAACACUUGAGUAAAUUUACAGCUUUGUCACGCGAGCGUUAUGGCAACUGACGAAGCAGCGGAUCAAUCGGACUUGUCUUGCAUAGAGGAGAGUCUCAUGAGUCUAGAGAAAUUGGAUAGAGCAUCUCCUGAUUUAUGGCCUGAGCAGAUUCCAGGUGUACAUGAGUUUGUUGCUCAAAAUUCACCGCAGACAGAACCAUGUUUUUGGGCUGCGAUGUCGCAGGAUGACAUAAGCCAUGUGCAUCAACUGGGUAAUUUGUCAAUGACCGGGCUUAUCUCGGAAGUGAAAAGACUGCACGAUUUAGCUUAUCAACUGGGUCUAGAAGAGGCUAAGGAAAUGACACGCGGCAAAUAUUUGAAUAUAUUUAAACAUAAAUAAUACAUUUUAGAUUUGCAAAAAAUAAAACUCGUGAAAAUGCAAUACUACAAUCGGCAUUCUUAAAAAACGUUUCGAGACGUUUUUUAUAUUUUUCUAACUUUAAGAAUUUUCUAAAAUCCACUUUGUAUAUUUCUGUACAUUUACAAAUGCAGACGGAAAAAUGGUGCUUGAGUCACAACUAGACCCAAAUGAUAGGAUUCCAACCUGAUUAAAAAACAAAAAAUGGAAAACAUAAAUAUGUGAACUACGUCUGUAGUAUAUGUAAAUAUUUAUGUUGAUAACAUACCAGGAAAUACAUGUCCGCAUAUUUGUAUAACAGAGGACUACCGCUGUAACUUGAGCAAGGUUCACAGUUUCCUUUGGCGCAUAAUUCAACAGAUAGAGCUUGGCUUAUAUAGUCCGAGCACUGCUGCUUAGGUACGAGUUCUAGUUGUAAUGACUGUUGCGUCAAUGGUUGCGCUGGAUCACAGGGUUACAGCACUUGAACGUUACAUAAACACAGCUUACAGUUUAUGCUUUAUGAUAGUUUGUUCUAUUAAUACAAUACCUUUUUGACCUAACAAUUUUCCCCAGCCGACAACAGUGCAUGUACUUCCUAGGCUAACGUAUCUGUCUUCCGGUAUAAAGCAGAUUGGUUGAGCUGUGGCUGAAGAAGACCGAAUUGCUAUUUCCUCCCGUAUUGAGGCUGUGAUCAUCACAGUAUCUUCGACGUGUAUAUUUAAGAACUGUACAUACCUG